Molecule: messenger RNA, 5751 nt
Organism: Styela clava
Lineage: Eukaryota; Metazoa; Chordata; Ascidiacea; Stolidobranchia; Styelidae
Source: RefSeq, a predicted model, not a curated record
CGCCGUCGGCAAAAUAUUUUUGUCUUGUGGUGUGUUGUUCAAAACACGCGACAGUCGCUGUCACUGAAAAUACCUACAGGAAUCAGCGAAAUGAAACUAAUAAUAGCGAUUUUCUUGGUUGCCUUUACCCUUCAUUGGGACAUAGGCAAUUCUGCUGAGGUAAGUGAAGAAGCAGGGAUACGCGGAAUUUGCAAAGAAAUUUGUGCAGUUCGAGGCCACUGCACUAGUCCAAAAGCGAAAUCGUGUCAAGCGUGUAAAAGAAAUUGUUGGAAGUUUAUUAACACUAUUGAACUGAAGGAAAAUGAAGCGGAGGUGGAAGCUCUGCUUUCAACUGUUCGUCGUUUGGUCGAGUUGGCAGGCACUCGAGGUGAUCAAGGUGAAGAAACAACGAAUCUGUUGAAAAUCUUGGUAAAAGCAAUGAUUCAGCAAGAAGAUAAUGAAAUAGCCGAUAAAAGAGCUAAGAAACAGAGAGAAAAAGACAUGAAAAUGAUCUGCAAAGAAGUUUGCGUCGUUCAAGGGCAUUGUAAAUCGAGAAGAGCUACUAGGAAUACUUGCUCAACAUGCAGGGAGCGAUGUUUUACCCAAAUUGACUUGAAUUCAAACAAUAUUGUUGCUGAAGAAGAAACAAUGAAGGCAAUCAAAAAAGCAUAUCAAAACAAAAAGGAUGAGCCGACAUGGAAUACAGAGUCAAUGUCGGAAUUAAUUCGCGCAGUAGGAGAAGAAAUGUCAAAAUUUCAAGCCACGAAGAAGCCUGAAAAGGAAAGCGCUAAACCCGAAGAUAAAGGAUCACAUUUACAACCUGAAAAACUUUGUAAAGCGAUGUGCAAGUUUCAGGGAGUGUGCGAAGAAGCAGAAGAUAAUUGUCGAACAUGUACUUCGGAAUGUAUCAAACAACUGGAUUCCAACAAAAUGUUUGAAAAUAUAGACGGAGAAACAAAACUACAACUAGAAAUAUUGCUACUUGUUAUCAGAAAUAGCGAUGAUAACUCGCUGAUUGAAUCUCCAGAAAUGUCAAAAAUAGUGAAAGAUUUGCUAUCAAAAAUACGUGGAAUCGAUAUCACAGAAGAAGAAGACGAAGAGAAAGGCGGAGAAAAAGAAAACAAGGACUUGCUUCUAAAACCAGAAGAGCUUUGUAAAGCAAUGUGCAAGUUUCAGGGAGUAUGUGCAGAAGCAGAAGACAAUUGUCGAACAUGUACUUCGGAAUGUAUCAAACAAUUGGAUUCCAAAAAAAUAUUUGACAAUAUAAACGAAGAAACAAAAUUACAAUUAGAACGAUUACUUCUUGUUAUCAGAAAUAGCGAUGAUGACUCGCUGAUUGAAUCUCCAGAAAUGUCAAAAAUAGUGAAGGAUUUGCUAUCAAAAAUACGUGGAAUUGAUGUCACAGUAAAUGAAGAACAGGAAUAUGAUUUGAAGAUAGAGAAAGUCUGCAAAGCCAUGUGCAAAUUUCAAGGACAAUGUAAAGAAGAAUUUGACAACUGUAGAAUCUGCACCUCAGAAUGUUCUGCAAAACUUGAUUCCAGCAAAUUGUUUGAAAAUUUAGACGAAGAAACAAAACUACAAUUAGAAAGGUUACUUCUCAUUAUCAGAAAUAGCGAUGAUGACUCGCUGCUCGAAACUUCAGAAAUGUCCAAAUUAGUGAAAGAUUUGCUACAGAAAAUAAUUGAAAUAGAGAUCGUAGAAGAAAAAAGCGAAUAUGAUUUGAAGAUAGGCGAUGUCUGCAAAGCCAUGUGCCAGUUUCAAGGGCAAUGUAAAGAAGGAUUUGACAACUGUAGAAUCUGCACUUCAGAAUGUUCUGCAGAAUUUGCAAGGCUCGUUGGCACAGACUCUUUGGAUGAAAGGUCACAAGUUAUGCUGCAGAAACUUUUACUUGUCAUAUCUAAUGCUGAUACUGGAUCGAUAAUGAAGACAGAAGAAAUGUCCAUGAUUUUAAAAGAAUUACUACAGAACCUAACAAAAACAAACAAAUCAAACAAAAAUCAACAAGAAACAAAAAGACAACCGACAGAGGUAGAAUACAUGUUAUGUGAUGAAGUGUGCAAGAUGCAGGGCAAAUGCAAUUCGGGGAAUUCCCCUGAAUGCAAAUCAUGUUCUGACAAAUGCUUGAAAACAGUAAAUAUAACGAACGGGAUGAUUGCAUUGGACCAAAAUACUUUUGAUCAAUAUCGGAAACUUAUGUCAAUAGUUUUGGUGAAUUUACAAAACAACUCCAAUUUAAUGAAUUUACUCGGCUCGGAUGAUAUCGAAAAAUUGCAGAGAUUGUUUCUUGUCGCAUCUACAUCAGAAGAUGAUAUUUUCUUGAAUGAUCCGGAAACAAUACAAUUUAUGAUGUCUGUCAUUCGAAAACUUGAAAAUUCAACUCUGGUAUCCAUUGUUACAGAAGAUGAUGAAAAUAAAGAAUCCCUUUUACAAUCAGAAGAGCUUUGUAAAACAAUGUGCAAGUUUCAGGGAGUAUGUGCAGAAGCAGAAGACAAUUGUCGAACAUGUACUUCGGAAUGUAUCAAACAAUUGGUUUCCAACAAAAUGUUGGAAAAUAUAGACGAAGAAACAAAAUUACAAUUGGAAAGAUUACUUCUUGUUAUCAGAAAUAGCGAUGAUGACUCUCUGCUCGAAACUCCCGAAAUGUCAAAAUUAGUGAAAGAUUUGCUACAGAAAAUACGUGGAAUGGACAUCGUAGAAGAAAAAGAAAAUGUUGAUAAAGAAAAUGAAGCUGAAUUUCAAUUCAAAAAACUGUGCAAAGCAAUGUGCAACCUCCAGGGGAUGUGUAUUGAGGACGAUACACAAAACUGCAAAAUCUGUACAAAGGAAUGUGUUAAACAACUUAAGAGUGAUGAAUAUAUUCAAAGCAUGAAUCGAGAUUCAGAAUUUCCACUGGAAGAACUUUUGCUGGUUAUUUCAAACGUUAAGCCUGUUUCGAGUAAAGUAUUACAGAAUCUUGACGAAGAAACAAAAUUGCAGUUGGAAAGAUUUUUACUUGUAAUAGGAAAUGGUGAUUCGUCCAUACUUAUGUCUUCUGAAAUGUCGAACAUAAUGAAAGAUUUGCUUACAAAACUGAGAGAAAUCGAUGUUAACGGAAAAACAGUAGAAGGUGAAAUGGGAGAUUCAGUUACCCAGUCAAAAAAAGCUUGUGAAACAAUGUGUAAAUUCCAGAGAAUGUGUUUGAACGAAAACUCUAACAAUUGUAAAUCUUGUAUAUUGGAAUGUACUGAAAAACUUUUUAUUUUGAAUAAUACAGUUGCUAAACAAGCAGAAAUCAACAAAUUGGAUGAUGAUACGAAAAUAAUGUUGGAACGAUUGCUACUGGUGUUAUCAUCAACAAACGAUACAACGAUAUUGGAAUCAAAAGAAAUGACAAGCUUCAUAAACAACUUAUUAAUCAAGCUGAGAGGGAUUGAAAUAAGUGAAGAGCAUGGAAAUGAUUUGAAUUUGGAGAAAAUUUGUAAGGCAAUGUGCAAGUUUCAAUCGCAAUGUAAAGAGGAAUUUGAUAACUGCCGAACCUGCUCUUCAGAGUGUUCUACAGAACUUGCAAAACUCAUAGGCACGAAUCAAUUGGACAAAGAAUCACAAGUGAUGAUGAACAGGCUUCUACUAGUAAUAUCAAAUGUUGAUGCAGAUUCUAUGUUGAACAAAGCAGAUAUUUCAAAACAGUUGAAGGAUUUGAUUUCGAAACUUACACAAGGUGGAUCGUUGGGCACAAAAGAAGUGCCAGGGAAACCAACUGAGUUAUCAAACUUGCUCUGUGAUGAAGUUUGCAAAAUGCAAAACAAAUGCGAUUUAAAGGAUUCGUCUGAAUGUAAAACCUGUGUAGAUGAAUGCUCUAAUUCAGUAAUUAUCUCGAAUGGAAUGAUUAAAUUAGAUGACAAUACCUUUGCUCAAUACCGGAAACUCAUGUCAUUUAUUUCAUUGAAUAUACAAACUAACACGAAUUUAUUGGACCUGCUUGAUUCUGAUGAUGUGACACGACUUCAACGAUUGUUUCUUGUCGCAUCAACAUCAGAAGAUGAUACUGCCUUGAAUAAUCCUGAAAUGCUUGAAUUCUUGAUGUCAGUCAUUGUGAAACUUCAAAACGCAACUGCGAUUCCCACUGUUACAGUUGCGCCUUCAACUGAAUCACCUUCAACAUCUACAAACUACGAUGAUAUAGAAAUAUUUUGUAAAGUUAUAUGUUGGAGUCAAAAUUGCUCUCCUGAUGAACUUUCCUCAAACAACUGUCAGGUUUGCAGAAGAAACUGUGUCUCAAAUUUUGGAGAAAAUGAAAAUUUAAAAACACCAGAGGGAAUAAAACUUCUCAAACAAUUAACAGAAUCUGUAAAAAUAAAUGCAGAUGGAUCAAUCACUGUUAAUUCUGACACCGACAAAUAUCUAGCAAAACUGACGCAGGUUAUUUACGGUCAUGCUAGCACAGCAUCGCCUACGAUGACGGCACAGACAACGAAGCCAGUACAAUAUUUAUCGACUAAAAUGGUGUGUAAAAUGAAAUGUGCGGAUAGAUGCAUGAAUAGAACAAGCAGGAGAGAAAUUUUGGAUGAAGUUCCAAGAAAAUGUCGAUCUUGUAUAAGAACGAUCUGCAAUUUAUUCCGAAUGUACAAUACUGACUGCCCAUUUGACACAAUGGAAAAUCAAUGUAUUAAAUCCUGUCCACUUGUGCAAAAUGAUAUAAAAGAGCUGAAUGGAGAUUGUGGGGUUUGCUUCGAGAAUUGUGUUUUACGAGAACGACAGAAGCGAAAAUUGGUAAGAAGACGGCAACGUGGUGCCUGAAAAUUGCAUUUAGAAGGAACCAUUUUUCUACCAAAUAACUCUAUUGUACUAUUAUGAACAUACUAAAAAUGUGAAAAAAAAAUAAACGUGGUGGCAGGGUAGAAUAGACAUACAUAUACAUGUGUUGGUGAAAAUGACUUUUACAAAGUAUGUCUGAGGGUAUUUGAUUCAUUAUUAUUAUAACCUAGGCAAGGCUUAGCAGAUCAUUUCAAAUGUUUUAGAUUUUGUGAGUAUAUAAAGGAUUUCUGUUUUAAAAAUCCCUUAUUCCAUUGAAAUCUUUCAAUUCCAGUAAAAUACAAGAUAACAACUGGUUUAGAAGACAAUUGAUUUAUUUGAAUAUUCCGAAUUUUGUGAUUUUUUGAGAUCAGCAGAGUCACCAUAUCCGCUCUGGUUCCCUUCUAUUUCUUUGCUUUAAUUCGUGUUUAGGCAUCUUGAUACUAAAAAAUGUUAUCUCUACAUGAAACAUGUAUAGUGACCUGAUAAAAAUAAAUGGAAUUCUUAGCCUCAUGUCUCCUAUAGAUCAGUGGUUUCUAUAUGACCCUUCUGAUAAGACAAAAUUAGGCAUAUCUUUUGUCUUUUGGUGCUUUCUAAAUAGUCAUUUUGUAUUUCGUAGCGAAAGCUGGUGUUGUGGAAUUGCUUACGAAAUUUGGCAAAUGCUCUAUUUGUUUAUCAUUUACUAAGAUAAACAAAUAGCGAAGGAUUCGAGAGAUCACUUUUUUUAAUUCCGUUCGGUGGGAUUUCGGUAUUGAUUCCUGUCCUGUUAAGUAUGAUUAAAUGUAUUUUAUUCGCUUGGGAUCUCUGUUGAAGGUAAAUGCCCAAUGAGAAUAUAUAUUUGAUUGUGUUAUGGCCUUUCCGUAACCGUGGUAUCAGCACGUUUCUUGAGCUUGUGUAUUUACAUAUUAGCUUAUAUUGGGAUUGCACAAUUAUGAAAUCGUCAUGGUUUGUUUAAUAUACGCGUUUGUGGUUUUGGUAAAACAAAGACUAUAAUAUGGUUUA